GACAAAGAACGAUCCAGUCCAGCUGAUCCGACCCAGAUAGGUUCCUGCUGCAUGUAAACUCUCCCGACAUAGGCGUCAGGAUCCCAGACUGACUGCGGAGGUUUAAACUCCUGGGACGCGAAUGAAGAAACUUCUCCUGCUUCACUUCACAUACAGAGGUUUAGUGAGAAAAGGAAAAAAGAGUAAAAGAAGAAAAUGGACCGUUUUAAAUUGCGGAAAGCGGAACCCAAAGAUGUGCCUGACAUACUGCGACUCAUAAAGGUAGGCCGUAAACAAAACAAAAACGUUGACAAGGAGAAUAAAUAAAUGCACUGUCUAUUGUUUUGCUUAGAUUUACUACAUUUUUGUUUUGCGAAAGUUGUUGGAAAGUAUAGUGAAGUAUAUGCUUAGCAUGCCCUACACACCCAUCGGCCCUCGCCCUGAACUUGACCCUUCAUUUGUUGUUGUUAUUUUGUAGCCUUGGUUUAGCCUAGACGAAACCGUUCAAAGAAACUCCGCAAACUUGUGUCUGAAGGUGACAUAAAUACCGACGAUUUCCGCUGGAUAUCCGUCGGUAUCACAGUUGGCUCUGUAGUUUGUUCAUUGUGUUUACGUUGGCAACGAGCCCGGUUUCCUCCGUUUGAUGAUGUUCAUAAAGUUAAACGUUGUUCUCUGUCUGUUGACGGUCACUUAUCUCAGUCAAUGAUAAACGUUCCCCAUUUUACUUGCUCUUGGUUUUGAAUCUGACAAAUGUUUCUGCUUCUGUUUAGGAACUAGCUAAAUAUGAAGAAAUGGAAGAUCAAGUGAUACUGACUGAGAAAGGUGAGUGAAUGGAACUAAAACCAUGUAUGUCUUGUUUACCCUGUGAUUGACUGCAUACAGAGCUUAUAUGGCGUUUAUAACGGUUGUAAUAACAGAUCUGCUCGAGGACGGAUUCGGUGACCACCCAUUUUACCACUGCCUGGUGGCGGAGGACCCCAGUGAGCAGAAGAGCAGCAGCAACAACAACAAUGGUCUGCUCAACAACAAUGGUAAGAGAUCUCCCUCCCCCGCUAUCCCAUGGAGCACACCUGUAAAUCUCAAAGGAUUGGAUGGAUAUGUUGACUGUGACAUAGACAUGUAUUGUAUUAUAGCAAACCAUAUCAGAUGGGCUUGACUGUAACAUUGCCUCUCAAUGCAUAGCAGAACGUUUCUGCCCCCUGGGGACCCCUGGCAUGUAGUUACUUCCCCUAUGCCAAACAUAAAUCAAACCUGUUAUCCCAAUUUGUACUGUAUACAGACACAUCUCAUUCCUCAGUUAUAUUGUCAGUGUACACAAUGACAUGAUAGUUGGUGUCCUGGAGGAGCCCAACACUUUACUUUGGCACAUUCUGUAUGAGAAUCCUAUGGGGCGGCAGGUAGCUUAGUGGUUAAGAGCGUUGUGCCAGUAACCGAAAGGUCGCUGGUUCUAAUCCCCGAGCCGACUAGGUGAAAAACCUGUCGAUGUGCCCUUGAGCAAGGCACUUAACCCUAAUUGCUCCUGUAAGUCGCUCUGGAUAAGAGCGUCUGCUAAAUGACCAAUUUAUUUUAUUUAUUAGAAGUAUGUAGGUUUGAAACAUUGUUGCUGUACACACACGUCUCUCUCAGCGAGAGGCUGAUGGGUACACAGUGUCUACUUCCUAUUAUGGACUGUGUUUGCGUGUCACUCAAAUGUAGGCCAGACACACUUGUGUGAUAAAUUGCACACGUUCAAUCUCCUAACACAACACCAAAUGACAUGUCUCCUCUUUACACAGUCCUCUGGCCUCACUAAAACCAGACAGAGUUUAGAUUUGAAGGUAGAAGUUAUCCUUAAUCACAGAUCUAUGAUCAGCUCCGUCACCCAACAUCCUAGCUGCUCAUAACCAUUUAGGGCAGAAUGCUAAACGGACCUUCGUUCAGUGUCUUGGGGUAACUCCGGUACACUACUUGUAUUUAUGCGCUUACUUAUUUUUGUCCAGGUCCUGUGGUAAUUGGGUUUGCCAUGUACUACUUCACCUAUGACCCCUGGAUCGGCAAGCUGCUUUACCUGGAAGACUUCUUCGUCAUGAAAGAGUACAGGGGUAAGCACAAAAACUCUACCUCUCCUUCUGUCUCUCGGUCUUUCUUCCUCCUCGCUGACCUGACCAAUAACAAUAAACUCUCUCAUCCUCCGUCCAUUGUUACUGCUUUCCCAUUAUGUCUUCUCUCUUCUUUUUCCACCAGGGUUUGGCAUCGGCUCAGAGAUCCUCAAGCUCCUCAGUCAUGUGAGUAAAUUAGGCGUUAUUACAUAGUACAAACAUAGUAACAACUAGAUGGUAGGUGUCAGACAGUUUUUACAUGGCUCUGUCCAGAAUCCUGUUGUAGAAGUAGGUCAAUGCCUCAAACAGAAUAGUUUCUACAGAGCCCAUUUCAGUGUGCAGAUAGUUGAUUCCACUCCUGUUCUGUUUGUUUGUUUAUUGCUGUUGUAAUAAUCAAUUAAUAUGAUUUGGGAAAAGAGAUCUAGGUCAAAGAGAAAUAGUGUUGGCAGGAAACGCUGAUUUAGAUGUGGAUGGCUUUGUGUGAGGGGGGUGGGGAAAGCUCACAAUCACUGCCAGGUAAAUGCGUGCUGAUGCCUGCUCUCCCUCCCUCUCUCCCCCUCAGACGGCAGUCAAGACUCGCUGCAGCAGCAUGCACUUUAUCGUCGCCGAGGGCAACCAGGCAUCGAUAGAGUUCUACAAGCGUCGUGGCGCCGCCGACCUCUCUCUGGAGGAGGGAUGGAGACUCUUCAAGAUCGACAAGAGCUCCCUCCUCAAGAUGUCCUCCGGCCCCGAAGAGUGAGCUGGCCAAGUGACACAGAGAGAAAGAUGGGGAUUGGAGUGAGAGACUUGGGGGCAGGCUUGGGGUCAAUUUAAUUUAAAUUCAGUUAAUUAUUUGCCUGUCUCUCACUUCAGGGGUGGGGGGUGUGACUACUGACAAUAGAUUAUUAAUAAAAAGGGGCAUUAAACAUUACUAAUCAUAUGUGUGCACUAACUUCUCAAUCUAGUUGCACUUAAUUUAGGGUUCAUAUAUUUUUUUUUUAAUCCAGUAUUUUAUAUAAAGCCAUCGUUUUAGUAGUUGUAGUUUACGUAGUUUUUAGUUUAUUCUGCUAAUCAACAAACCUUAGCACCUUUUGUGUAGGAAUCCUAUCUAGAACCUAAAAUAGUUAUUCUAGAACCUUUUGAAGAACCCUUUUGGUUCCAGGUAGAACCCUUUUGGGUUCCAUGUAGAAUCCUUUCCACAAAGGGUUCUACCUGGAACCCAAAAGGGUUCUCCUAUGGGGACAGCUGUAGGUAACUAAUCCUAUAAUACAGUGAUUUGUAGUUUGAAUGUGUUUAUUAUGAUGUUGGUGCAAUUAAAAGGUUCAGAGCACAUUUGUGUGGUGACUGAUUUUCUCUAGAGCUAGGAAGGAGGGGCUUUAUAAUGAAAUCCCUGGC
This is a messenger RNA of Coregonus sp. 'balchen', 3431 nucleotides long. The record is from the annotation of a GenBank genome assembly. Lineage: Eukaryota; Metazoa; Chordata; Actinopteri; Salmoniformes; Salmonidae.